AUGUUCGGGACUAGCACCACACGGCCCAGCACCACGGCCCAGCACCACACGACCCAGCACCACACGACCCAGCACCACACGGCCCAGCACCACACGGCCCAGCACCACACGACCCAGCACCACACGGCCCAGCACCACGGCCAGCACCACGACCAGCACCACGACCCAGCACCACGACCAGCACCACGACCCAGCACCACACGGCCCAGCACCACACGGCCCAGCACCACACGACCAGCACCACGACCCAGCACCACACGACCCAGCACCACACGGCCAGCACCACGACCCAGCACCACGGCGCAGCACCACGACCCAGCACCACACGACCCAGCACCACGACCCAGCACCACAACCCAGCACCACACGGCCCAGCACCACACAGCCAGCACCACGGCCCAGCACCACACGGCCAGCACCACACGACCCAGCACCACGAACCCAGCACCACACGGCCCAGCACCACACCCAGCACCACACGGCCCAGCACCACACGGCCAGCACCACGACCCAGCACCACGACCCAGCACCACCAGCACCACGGCCAGCACCACGACCCAGCACCGACCCAGCACCACACGGCCCAGCACCACACGACCCAGCACCACACAGCCCAGCACCACGGCCAGCACCACGGCCCAGCCCCACGGCCAGCACCACACGGCCCAGCACCACGGCCCAGCACCACGACCGCCACGACCCAGCACCACAGCCAGCACCACGACCCAGCACUACACGGCCAGCACCACGACCAGCACCACGACCCAGCACUACACGGCCCAGCACCGACCCAACCACACGGCCAGCACCACGGCCCAGCACCACGACCCAGCACCACGACCCAGCACCACGCAGCCAGCACCGACCCAGCACCACACGGCCCAGCACCACGACCCACACCACACGACCCAGCACUACAUGGCCCCAGCACCACGACCCAGCACCACACGGCCAGCACCACACGACCCACACGGCCCAGCACCACACGACCACUACAGGCCCAGCACCACGACCCAGCACCACGACCCAGCACUACAUGGCCAGCACCACGACCCAGCACCGGCCCAGCACCACAACACCACGACCAGCACCACGACCCAGCACCACACGGCCAGCACCACGACCCAGCACCACGACCCAGCACCACACAGCCCAGAACCACACGACCAGCACCACACGACCCAGCACUACAUGGCCCAGCAGCUUCAAUGGCUAAAGUACUGGAAGUUGGUCCCAUAA
This is a messenger RNA of Homarus americanus (American lobster), 1239 nucleotides long. RefSeq names its product extensin-like. The coding region runs from base 1 to 1239 and encodes 412 amino acids. NCBI's taxonomy places the organism in Eukaryota, Metazoa, Arthropoda, Malacostraca, Decapoda, Nephropidae. The record is from RefSeq and is a predicted model, not a curated record. The transcript has a single exon.